AUGAUCUCAUCCGAGUCACAAUUUUAUAAAUUAAAUCUCAAUAAAACACAUACUCUUGAAGACAAUCACCAAAACCUUCAAAAUGAAAGCCCUUUCAAUACUAAUGAAUUGAAUUUUCUGGAGAGCCGUUACAUAAAAGUAGAUUUAGAUAACUGUAUCGGAAAGGGAUCUUUUGGUACUCUGUAUGUAGCACUCAGUCAUCAACACAGUUAUGUUGUACUCAAAAGAUACGAGAAUUAUACCGAUGCCUGUCAUGAGGCGGAAGUUCUCCGUUUGUUUGGCAAAGUCAGAGCUCAUCCAAACAUAAUUACUUUCUUUGAAAGCUAUGUUUACAAUAAACACUUGUAUCUACUGCUCGAGUACUCAAAUACUGGUGAUUUGACUCACUUUUAUGAGAAGACAUUCAGAUUGAGACAAUCGACAGAAGAAGACGUGUUUAAGAUCUUUAAAGACGUUUAUUCUGGUGUUGAACACAUGCACAACAAUGGAUGGGCUCAUAGAGACCUUAAAUUUGAGAACAUAUUGGCAUUUAGAGAUGUCCUCAAACCUAUCAACACUACAUUCAAAUUAAUAGACUUUGGAAGUGCUGUGUUUGGGAUCACCAAUGAUGGCAAAUGCAAGAGUUUUCGCAAGCAUUGCGGAUCCCCGUUCACAAUGGCACCCGAAGUCACACUAAUGCCUUACAAUGCCUUUCUCUAUGAUAGCUAUUCUUUAGGUGUCAUACUCUAUGGUUUAUUUCAUGACCAACAGUACCCUCAUUCGGUCGACACUAAUGAUAUCAAUGAUUCACAAGAAUGGCUUAUCUCAUACAACAAGAAAAAACAAGACUUAAAUGCCAUUAUGUUUAGAGAUGACAUAAGUCAAGAGCUUAAGUCACUGAUAAUGGGUCUAAUAGUAGCCAAUCCCAUCAAUCGCACUAUUGUUCAACACAUCAAAGAGUCCAAGUGGUGGCAUAUCAGACACAAACAACUCGUUUUUAACAAUAAGUGUUAA
Molecule: messenger RNA, 993 nt
Organism: Oppia nitens
Lineage: Eukaryota; Metazoa; Arthropoda; Arachnida; Sarcoptiformes; Oppiidae
Product: probable myosin light chain kinase DDB_G0282429
Exons: 1
Coding region: 1-993 (330 amino acids)
Biological process (GO): mitotic DNA damage checkpoint signaling; protein phosphorylation
Cellular component (GO): nucleus
Molecular function (GO): ATP binding; protein serine/threonine kinase activity
Source: RefSeq, a predicted model, not a curated record